Messenger RNA from Glycine soja, 2765 nucleotides. RefSeq names its product calcium uniporter protein 5, mitochondrial-like. Lineage: Eukaryota; Viridiplantae; Streptophyta; Magnoliopsida; Fabales; Fabaceae. Gene Ontology annotation, cellular component: uniplex complex; mitochondrial inner membrane. Gene Ontology annotation, molecular function: calcium channel activity; uniporter activity. Gene Ontology annotation, biological process: mitochondrial calcium ion homeostasis; calcium import into the mitochondrion. Bases 476 to 1492 code for a protein of 338 amino acids. The transcript has 2 exons. The record is from RefSeq and is a predicted model, not a curated record.
UCCAUAACUUCCUAGGACAUACAUAUCCAUGUUAAUAACCGUCAACUACCAAUCACAAACAACAAUGAUGUUCGAUUAGACUGUUAGCUAUUCACACGGGAAUGUGAUGGAACAUAUCAUCACUGUUCUUCAUCUGUGGUUGUUAUAGCAUGGUAGCUUCGUCAACGUGCGUGUUCCUUUCCCUUCUCUUACUACUACUACACACACGCUUUGGCUUUGGCUUUGGCUUUGGCUUCCACUUUCCCGAAUUAGUUUUUGCUUUAUCUAUCUUUGCUUCUCCGAUGUCUUUGCCUCUCUUUUCUCCUUUCCUCUUUUAUUGUGUAUAUUUUUUUAGUUUAGUAGCAAUAAAUGCACGCACACGCUUCCUCUUGCUUCAGAAGUUGGUAGCCUUGUGCAUUAGUCUCCAUGUGAAAGGAAAAGAUAGGUUGUGGUGUUGUUAAAUUGGAUUUUCAGGGUCGUUUUGGGGGUGUUCAAGAUGUGGAGUAGAUGGUGGUGUGGUGGUGGUGUUGGAUCAUUGAGGCAAAGGGUGUCUUUUGUUUUCAAUGGAAGCCAUGGUUCUGUGGGAAAGGUUCAUCCUUUUGAUCCUUUCAGGGGUUUUGGAGGGGAAUAUUGUGGAGGGGUGGGGUUUGUGUUGAAGCAGAUGAAGAGGAGUGUGUGUUCCUCAACUUUACUUUCAUCCCCUGCUGGUGUUGGUGGCAACUCCAAUUCAUGUGGGAGUGGGAGUGAUGAUAAUGAUAAUAAUAAUAAUAAUAAUGGGAAUGGAACUGAAGGGUCUAUAUCGUUCGGUGAUGCUAAGAAGUUUAUGAGAUUGGUGAAUGUGGAAUCGCUCAAGAUGAAGCUUGGUAGGGAUGGGAAGGAGAUUAUUCCCUUCUGUGAGCUUCUUCAAGAGUGUAAGAGCAUGGGUGUUGCUAGGAGUUCUGAGGAGGCUUUGGCAUUCGCCAAGGUUCUUGAUGAGGCUGGGGUUAUUCUCCUCUUCCGGGACAAGGUCUAUCUGCAUCCUGAUAAGGUGGUGGAUCUGGUUAGAAGAGCAGUUCCACUAGCCCUAACAGCUGAGGAUGAUCCUAUGAGGGAGGAGUUAAAGAAGCUGCAAGAGAAGAAGGAAGAAAUCGAUGUUUUGGCACACAAGCAGGUGCGGCGAAUCCUGUGGUCAGGAUUAGGAUUCGGUGUUGUCACUGUUGGACUAUUCUUCAGGCUAACAUUCUGGGAAUUCUCAUGGGAUGUAAUGGAACCUAUAACAUAUUUUACCACUGCCACUGGCCUAGUGGUAGGCUAUGCCUACUUCUUGUUCACUUCAAGAGACCCCACUUACCAAGACUUCAUGAAGAGGCUCUUUCUCUCAAGGCAGAGGAAGCUGUACAUGAGGUACAAUUUUGAUGUUGAGAGAUUCAAGGAGCUCCAAUGCAAGUGCAAAACACCCUUAAAUGCCAAAACCAUUUUGAAGAAUCGCAUGGGGUUGGAACUGGAUUUGGAUGAUGCCUUACACAGAGAUUAACAUUUUUUUUUCUUCUUUCAGGUGGCUUUAUAAUUUAUACUUACAUCACAAAAGAAAAAUCUUACAGUUAAUCUUUGUUCCUGUUAUGAAGGAGAGCAUUUAGAUAAUUGCAUUUAAUCAAUUCUGUAAUAGGAUUGCUGAGUCGGCUUUGUAGCAUUGGCUAGCUUAGGAUAUGCUGUCUGCCACUUGCCUCAAAUUUUCCUUUUUUGUUAUUUUGUUAUCUUUUGAAUAUUUGCCUCUGUAUCACAACAUUUUAUGUUGUGUAUAUAAGCAGUUAUGUACUGAGUAAAAGGGGCAAUUGAAGAAAUAAUACAAGUUUUUCCUUCUCUGACCUUUCUCUUAGAAGGUUCCUAGCCCUCGAACACUAGGAAAAUUCAAUGAGAUCUCAGCUCAUAAUAAUUUGGUGCUUUCAUUGAGAGAUCCAAUGGCAGAGGAUGAACCUUCCUCAGAACGUUGGGAUCGCCUUGAGGCUGCCAUUGCCGAUCUCGAGGUCACCCAAGCCUCCAUGGCUGCCAAACUAGAUCUCCUUCCCCUGAAAAUGGAUACUCUAUUAAUCAGUCAACACCCUCCAUCUUCUUCCUCUGCAAAGGCACCCCCUGCACACGCACCCAUGCCCACUUCGCCGCCCAUAUCGACUCCGUCACCCAUGCCGAUUCCGCUUCCAUGUCUCGCACCCAUCCAACCAAGUCUCACACCGUUACUAGCUCCGUUUCCCAUGUCUGCUUCCUACCUCCCUGAUCUCUAUCACCCUCGUGCCGCCGUUUCAUGCAACAAGCUUUUCAGUACUGCUGCUCAGUAUGGUUGUGCAAUAGCUCCUAAUGACAAGACUUUGGAAGUGAGAAACAUGACGCUAUUUGAAAUGGAAACUGAGUACUAUGGGCCUACCAUGGCCUCACGCAAGUGCCAACCAGCUGUGUUUGCAUUAUGGUUAUGGAUGGCUGCUGACCCAGAGGAGUCUCGUCGGAAUUGACCUUGGGAUCUUGGAGGAUUUGGACGGACUCGUAAAACGUUGAGGAUAAGGUGUUUUUGAUGAACUAAAGAAUAUUAUGAGAAUAUUUAGAUAAUUGCAUUUAAUCGAUUAUGUUAUAGGAUUGCUGAGUUGGCUUUAUAGCAUUGACUAGCUUAGGAUAUGCUGCCACUUGCCUGCAAUUUUCCUUUUCUGUUAUUUUGUUAUCUUUUGAAUAUUUGCCUAUGUAUCACAAUAUUUUAUGUUGUGUAUAUAAGCAGUUAUGUAGAGACAAUUGAAAAAAUAAUAAAGUCUUUCAUUCUCUCA